Messenger RNA from Lycium barbarum (goji berry), 1336 nucleotides. RefSeq lists its product as uncharacterized. The transcript has 3 exons. Bases 231 to 1142 code for a protein of 303 amino acids. The record is from RefSeq and is a predicted model, not a curated record. Lineage: Eukaryota; Viridiplantae; Streptophyta; Magnoliopsida; Solanales; Solanaceae.
CAGAGGCCCAUUCAUCUACGCCUCUUCAAUAGUGACGCCGUAACCCUAUCUAAUUCUAGGGUUUCCACAAAUUUUUGAUUUUGUUAUUCAAUCAAAAAUUUCUGCUUUAUAGCGACAAAUCGACGGAUCUACAAUCUGAACCUUAGCCCCUUUUUUGUUUUUGCGAUUUGAUUUUAGUGUUUUUUGGUAAAAGAAAGGAAGGGAAAUUUCAGAUCUGAAAUCGAAAAAGGAUGUCUCGGUGUUUUCCAUACCCACCACCUGGCUAUUCGAUGAAUAGAGCCAACAAUGAAGCCUUGAUCGAAUCGAUUAAGCUCCAAAAGGAGAGGGAGAUAGCUAAAGCAGAAAAGAAGGACAAGAAGAGGGAAAAGAAAAGAGAAGAGAAGAAGGCAAAAAAGGAAAAGAAGAGUAAUCUUGGAUUUGACAAGGCCACUCAUGAGUCCAAAGGGAAGUACUUGUUUAAAUGUCUAGAAGAUGAAGCUGAGCAAUUGGAGAGGAGCAACCUCACUGAGGAACAUGGCAACGCCGUGUGCUCACAGAAUUCCAGCUGCUCAUCUGACAGCACCCAGAAUAGCAAUAAAAGGAAGAGGCCUGCCUCACCUUCACAUGCUGGCAUACAGGCGCAUGGUAGCAUUAUCAGGAUUAGAUUGUCUAAAAAGGGUGUGCAUGGUGAGAUAUCAGCUUCCAAAGAGAAGCAUUUGCCUAAGCCUGCUCAACCAGAAGCAGAAGUUACUGUCAGGGCAAUUGCCGAAAGAGCUAAUCCUUUGUCCAAAGCUACAAACAACCAAGGUUGUCGUCCUCCUCUACCAGUUGUCGUGCCAAGUGCAUCUACUUCUGGGCGGAUCCACAGUGUGGCUGUAGACAAGGCAACUCCAUCAUGCUCCAAAGUGCACGAGAACAGCAUAGAAUUUCAGUACAAGAAUUUGAUAGAGAACUGGCUUCCACCAAGUCUUCUGCAAAGUGAUCAUCUUGAUGUUGACGAUGAUCAAGCGUGGCUAUUCCAAAGAAAACCUAAGCAAAGGAGAGUGGAGGAAACAAAUGUAUGCAGCAAUGACACAACUUGUGGAAGCUCUGCAUUGUGGCCGCGGGCGCAAUACCUUCAGGGUGCUGAUUUGUAUGCACUGCCCUUCACAAUUCCGUUUUGAACCAUUGCAACUGUGUAUAGUAGUUGAUCAUUUAGUAGGCCAGGGAAUUUUGUAGCUCUUCUCUGGAAACAGCUGUAGUUUAACCUGGAGUUCAGUGGCAAUGACAGGAAUAUUCUUUUUAUUUUUCAGCAGCGAGUUGCAUCAAUUUCAUGAAUCAAUGAAAGAUUAAUAUAGAAGUAGAUUUUCUUCUCUCA